Cyclopterus lumpus (lumpfish) is the source of this 1316-nucleotide messenger RNA. It is a transcript of the gene avpi1, whose product is annotated as arginine vasopressin induced 1. Lineage: Eukaryota; Metazoa; Chordata; Actinopteri; Perciformes; Cyclopteridae. The record is from RefSeq and is a predicted model, not a curated record. The transcript has 4 exons. The coding region runs from base 102 to 842 and encodes 246 amino acids.
ACGCCCCAUGUAUCGCUGCAGCGAGCUCCUCCUGGAGCGACAGAGACGCCUCGGCUCGGUCUGGUUUUGAGCGCUUGUUGGUCCCAGUCAGCUUCGGCUUCAUGCAGCGCGCGUCACUGGCAGUGGGCGGUCUCGGCUUUAGCGCGUGUGCAGGUUGUUUGUCUGCUGGUUGGCGCACGGUUAACAGCUGGUCUCGUUCACACUACAGACGGGAAGCUUACCUGUCAGCCACUUUGCCCCCGGAUAUUGUCCUCUUAUACUUGUAUCACCACCUGGAAGCUCUCCAUCCCCGCAACAUGGCAGAGGCCCCAGCAUCCAGCUCCUCUGAGGACGGCCUGCCAGUGCCGUGGAAACGUUUCAAUCAGCGAAGCAGGAAGUCUGGAUGCUCCAACAUCUUUACAGGGGUCAACCUGCACCAGCUGCACAGGCUGUUCAAAACUGCAGGAGACAGACACGCUGAACAUCGGGCGAAGCUGGUGUGGCGAGGGAUGGAUGCAGAAACGCAGAGGGAAGAGGAGGCCAAAGAGGAGGCCAAAGAGGAGGAAGUAGAGGACAGGGGGGAAGAGGCAGGGCUGGCCCAGGCCUUGGUGGGGCUCCGAGUCCGAGCAAGGAAUCAAACGGGUAUCAGAGCAGAGGGAUACAAGGACCACAGGUGGCUCAGAGGAUCAGGGUAUCUCAGGAUUGAGGAGCCGUUAUCCAGCUCCACUGUUGAGGACCAGGAGACUGAGGAAGACCUCCCAGAGAACCGAAACCCCUUUAAACCUUCCUCACGGAGGUUGGGGGUGGCAAGACAGGAGGGUGCUAAGCACUCUGAACGCUAUCUUCACCGCAUCCUCCACUAACGGUCUGAACAACACAGUGAAGGGAGCUGGAACACAACAUGUAUUCUGAAUGAAGAGGGCAGACUGUACUGCUGUCAGCCCCUACUGCUAACAUGUACUUACGUGUUAGAGAAGGACCAGUGCACUUUGGUAAACCUGGGGAUUAGUCCAACGACUAUGGGAAAUUCAAAUGUGUAUGUAGAUUAACACAGAAUCAAAGCGGCUAUCAAAAGCAGCUGCAUUUGCAGGAGACGGACAGAAAGAAACAAGCCUUUGUGGCCUGAAAUUAAAUCUUGAAUGUGCAUGAGACCAAUGAUCUUUAAAGCAUGCCAAUUAUUAUGUCAGCAGUUGGUGUCGUAGUUGCCAGAACUUGUGAUAUUAUCACAGUAAACAGGGCAGGAUGUUGUGACACUGCAUCAAGAGCACCUUAGAAGCAUUUGUAUUAGGGUAUUUUGUGGUUUUACAACUUAAUACUGAAAUAAACGGCUAAAUUAA